This is a messenger RNA of Ascochyta rabiei, 1098 nucleotides long. RefSeq lists its product as uncharacterized. The record is from RefSeq and is a predicted model, not a curated record. NCBI's taxonomy places the organism in Eukaryota, Fungi, Ascomycota, Dothideomycetes, Pleosporales, Didymellaceae. Gene Ontology annotation, biological process: phospholipid metabolic process. The transcript is spliced from 3 exons. Gene Ontology annotation, molecular function: phosphatidate phosphatase activity. The coding region runs from base 1 to 1098 and encodes 365 amino acids.
AUGUCCACAGCCAUCGCCUCAUCACCGCGUCCAGCGCUCGAUCUCCGCCGCCAACGCCAACCCUACUCCCCUCCAGCCACCCCGCCCCCAACGGAUGGUGCUUGUGAAGCCAAAGCACCCGUUCUCCUCAUCUCCACCCACGUGCCGUCGCUCAGCGACAUCCCCGAAGAGCACGCACCCCGGACCACCGGCUCCUUACAUCUCAACUCCUUCGACGGCAACUUUUCAACCGCGUCCUCCGACCCCGAAGCACAGCUCAAACCCCCUUCACGCCGCUCAGCACUCUUACCAGGGUUCCGCAACCAGCCGUCGUUCAUGGUGUGGUUGCGCCACAGCUGGCUGGACAUCUUGACGCAGCUUCUAUGUCUGUUGAUCGCGCAGAUGAUUUAUCUAUUUGCCACGCCACUGAUGCCGCGAUACUUCCCUCUGUACUCCGGCGUUUGGGCAAGUGCGUGGGGCUUGAAGCACGGGAAACCGUAUCUGGCGGAGUAUGUGACGACGCUGGUGAGCGCGAUUGUGUCGUUUGCGGGCCCGUUUCUGGUCAUGGGCGCGGUGGGAAUAUGGUGGACGAGGGACUUUUGGGAGAGUAAUGCUGCUAUCAUGGGCCUAGGCUACGCUCUCGCAACGGCCACCCUCUUCCAAUCCUUCAUCAAAUGGUUCAUCGGCGGUCUGCGUCCACACUUCCUCGCCUACACGGCCGUUGUAUGCACAGGCGACCCCAAACACAUCAAAGAAGCGCAAAUGUCCUUCCCCUCAGGCCACGCAAGCGCAGCAUUCGCCGGCUUUGGCUUCCUCGCGCUGUACCUCAACGCCAAGUUCAAGAUGUUGCCUCGAAAUUCAUAUCCGAGAGACGACGGUGGCGAGAAGACAGAAAACAGGAGUGAGGCACGACGGACACCGCACUGGAAAGUCCUCCUCUGGGUCCUGCCCUGGCUCAUUGCGCUGCUGAUCGCCGCCAGCAAAGUCAGAGAUGGCUGGCAUCACCCGAUCGACGUGCUGUUUGGUGCUAUGGUGGGCACGCUGUUCGCGCACAUGGCGUUUCGAUGCGUGUUUAGAGGCGUGUAUGAUGGGCAGGUGAACCACUUGCCGAGGGAGUAG